AUGCCACAGUGGAUCUGGGGGCCCGGGGCUGAUGUCUCCAUCAUCAGGGGCCCCCAGCGGCCCCCCAAUACAGGGGCCCGGUGGGGGUCCGAGGGCUGCAAGGGAAGAUUAGCCGGGGGCCAGAAGAGGCAGAGGCGGCCCCUCCUGGCCGAGGUGUUCUCUGGCCCUUCAUCCAACACCGAUGGUCCCUUCCUCCCUUGGAUCAAUAACCUGAUCAACCAGAUCAAUGACUGUGCCAACCAUCGCCACAUGAUGUCCGUGGGCCUCUGGGUGCGGGGCAUCGUGGCCUUCCUGGUCGUGGAGAAGUUCGUCCGUCUGGUGAAGGGAGGCCACGCCCACAGCCACGCCCACGACUCCCCCAAGGCCAAGGAGAGUGACGGGGAGGAGGAGAAGGAGAAGAAGGAAGGCAAAGACAAGAAGACGACGGUGAAGAAAGUAGAGACCCCCAACACGGAGAUCAAGGUGUCGGCCUACCUCAACCUGGCAGCCGACUUCACCCACAACUUCACGGACGGCCUCGCCAUCGGGGCGUCGUUCCUGGUGAGCCCGGCCGUGGGCACCGUCACCACGGUAACCAUCCUGCUGCACGAGGUCCCGCACGAGAUCGGGGACUUCGCCAUCCUGGUCCAGUCUGGCUGCACCAAGAAGAAGGCCAUGUGUCUGCAGCUGCUGACCGCCCUGGGCGCCAUGGCGGGCACGGCCUGCUCCCUAUUGGCCGAGGGCGUGGGCGCCGCGGCGACGGCCUGGAUCCUCCCCUUCACGGCGGGCGGCUUCGUGUACAUCGCCACGGUGACCGUGCUGCCGGAGCUGCUCUCCGGGCGCUCGAGCUUCGGCCAAUCGCUGAUGGAGAUCCUGGCCCUACUGCUGGGGGUCGGGAUGAUGGUGCUGAUAGCAGAGUACGAGUAGAGGGGGGGGGAGAGAGAGGGGGGGGAGGGGGGGAGAGAGAGAGGGGGGGAGGGGGGGAGAGAGAAAGAGGGGGGGGGGAGUGAAUGGGUGAUGCUUAGGGAGGGUAUUUUUUUAUAUUCCGCGCUUGUGUGCGUUAAGGUCCUUGCACACACACACAGACAUACACACACUAACACACACACACUAACUAAACCUGGUUUACAUGCCACGGCGCUGCAAGCCAGGCCGCCAUUCCACUGGUGAACCGUCUGAAUACUGUAUCCCCCAUCACCCCCCCAGUGUCCACGGGGCACCAGAGGGGGGGAGGGGGGGACCAACGGGAAGGACCCGGUCUGCUCAUGGAGCUCGCAGGAUGGAGAUGAGGACUGAUAUCAAAUUAAAAAGCGCACAUUUACCGGACUGCACGGUUGAGCUGUGACGGCUGAUUUUCCAAGAGAAUGUAAAAUUACUUUAAUUGAUGAGAUCGUCGCAGGUUAGGGCUUCGUUGGGGAUCACAUAGUGAGAUAUCAUUCUUAAAGAUCUGUUGUUUUUGUGGGCAACGCAUGUUAUUUGUGUUUCUUGUUUAAAUCAUGAGAUCAGGGUAACGGUUGGCUUCCUUCUCACAAUAUCCCAAUGCAGAAAGGUUAUAUCGACGCAACCGAUAAAACCGUCCCUGAAUGUUUGGCGUCAGAAAGGAGAAUGUACUUUGAAGUUGGACCAAAUUCAGGAGUAAUCCCAGGUUAGGGAAUGUCUAGUUUUGUUAUUUUCUCUGAAGGCGAACAAUAAAAAUGCCAUCAAAACAGA
Molecule: messenger RNA, 1689 nt
Organism: Gadus macrocephalus (Pacific cod)
Lineage: Eukaryota; Metazoa; Chordata; Actinopteri; Gadiformes; Gadidae
Gene: slc39a7
Product: solute carrier family 39 member 7
Biological process (GO): intracellular zinc ion homeostasis; zinc ion transmembrane transport
Cellular component (GO): membrane
Molecular function (GO): zinc ion transmembrane transporter activity
Source: RefSeq, a predicted model, not a curated record